AUGCGCCUUGUCCUGGCUCCGUUGCUUCUCCGUGCCCUGAGGCUCCUGUUGCUGCUUCCUGCCUGUGGUUGGGGUCCCGUGGUCGGCUCCCCCAUCUGGAGCAACAGCGACGAACUGGUGCACCUGUACACCGCCGAGGGCAACAUGAGAAGUUUCCACCUGCAGAUCCUUCCUGAUGGACGCGUGGACCGCACACCGUCCCAGACCGUGGACAGUGCUGUGAUAAUCAAAACUGUAAGUGCAGGCCAUGUAAGGAUCAUCGGUGCAAAGAGCAAACUCAACCUGUGUAUGGACAGUAACGGAAAUCUCUUUGGAUCGCGUUCCUUCAGCAUUGAGAAUUGCGUCUUUAAACACACGCUGCUCGAAAACGCCUUCGACGUUUACGAGUCCCUCACGCACCAUUUCCUGGUCAGCCUAGGAAAUGUGAAGGGACAACUGGCUCCCAACACAAACUUACCGCGUUUUUCUCAGUUUUUAACCCGAAGGAAUGAAAUCCCCUUAAGCGAGUUCAUCACGCCAAAGCCUCGGGAAGAAGACACCAGGGACCAUGAUGCCUCCAACCCCUGUGGGGGCAUUUUGGCAGGACAGAUGCCGGAAGACAUACCAUUUGUGCAUGGCAGCAUCCACCCCUGCCUCAUGGACAGGGAGGAAGACAGAGAUCCAUUGAAUGCCAUUCUGAAUGGAAAAUUUAAGAGCCCCCGAACAGGUUCUUGA
Pseudonaja textilis is the source of this 714-nucleotide messenger RNA. RefSeq names its product fibroblast growth factor 23-like. The record is from RefSeq and is a predicted model, not a curated record. Gene Ontology annotation, molecular function: growth factor activity. NCBI's taxonomy places the organism in Eukaryota, Metazoa, Chordata, Lepidosauria, Squamata, Elapidae.